AAGGUGAGAUUUUUAUUCGGCAAACACAAUCACCAUCGUUACUUGGAACUGAGUGGGUCGUUCGAUUUCAGCUAAAUGUGAAACAUUUUGAGUUCAACAAUGGAAGGACUUCGAGAAUCUGAACACCUUUUCGUCAAUAAGGACCUCGUCGUGCGUCUCUCUUCUCUUUUCAUCUAAUAUACUUCCUCAUCUGAUAAUACAUCAGAGAUUACUAAUGCCAAAAGAAAAGUUGAAAGCCUCUUCUGUGUCAUGAGAAAGAGAAUUUGUAGGCACAAGUCUGAGGAUGAUGAUGAUGAUAUGUUUCCGGAUUUAGAUAAUAAUGCACAGGUAGUUGAUGAGAAUAUUCGAAAUUGUCUUAGACCCGAAAGUGACUUCUGGUUUGAGAAUCUUAUGGAUAAUUCUUAUGAUCCAUUGGAUGAGGUUUCGUUUGUAGACGACUGCUGCGGUGGCAGUGACACAGACCUAUCUGAAUCUUCAGAAUUUGAUGUUAUAUCUGAACAUGUUCUAGAUGAAAAUGAUUUGUUAAACGGAUGGAAAUUUCUGUCUGUAUGGGCCAAUGAAGAUGAGGGAACUCUGGUUAGUAGGUGGUCUUCAGAAACUUUGAAUUCUAUCUUGUUGUUAUCUCCUGAUGAGAGUAGUGCAAGGUCCAAAGAAGAUGACGUGUUGUCAUCUGUUUCUCCCUGGUUUUACUCUAACCAUAGCAAUGACAUCUCUCUCUUCCAUUCUGAAAGGAAAGAAGAUCAAAUGUUCUGUAGCCCUGGGAAUUCUGAAGAUAUUUUGAGGUGUAGUGUCAGCAAAGAAGAUCCAGAAAUCCCAUGCAACUCUGGUAUCCUCGAGAAUGAUGUCGACAAUUCAUAUGCUAAUGAUUUUAGUUGUGGAGAUGUCAUCAACAAGCAGGGGUCUAUGGAGAUAAUGUGCAUUGAUGAUGAGCAUAGACUGUGGAAUAAGGAUGAUGAACCGGUACCGAUCUGCAUUGUACCUCCUGAUGGUUGGGAAAGCAUGUCGCCAAAAAUGUGUUUACUUCAUCAGACCGACAGAUGUAUAAAUGAAUACAACGUUCAUGAUGGUAAUAUAGGUGAAAUCUCUCCAAUACCUUUAACAAAAACUCUUGAAAGACCUAGUAGGCCAUGGUCAGUUUGUGGCUCUGUUGCUGCAGUCAGAAACUCACCUCUAAUGGAAGAUAGCUCAGGUGCUUGUAGUUCUUUGGAUGAAAAAUUAUAUGAAAAUGUUAAUAGCUCUGAGGACAGGGAUGAAGAUCUUGCUCAAACCACCCCAUCAACUCUAUAUCAAGACGAAGUAAAUAGUGGAGAUGAGAUUGACAUUGAUGCAAUGAUCCGCAAAUUGAAUCUCGUCCCAGAUGAUUCAGUUUCAAGCUUCAACAGGGAAGAAUGGAACAUGUCCAAGCACCCAAAACAUGCAUUAGCUGGAUUGGAACUCCGCACAAGGACUUCAUUGCAAAGAGCAGUUAUGUUUCAUGGGGCAAUUGCUGUCCUGCAUUGUCGUGAUUCAAAGCAUUUUGUCAGAAAACGCGAGGUAAUUAUUGGGAGAUCAUUUGAUGGCCUGAAUGUUGACAUUGACUUGGGUAAAUAUAAAUGUGGGAGCAAGAUAUCUAGGCGUCAGGCAUUGGUUAAGCUAGAGAGCUACGGAUUAUUCUCUCUAAAGAACCUUGGAAAGCAACAUCUCCUUGUAAAUGGAGAAAAACUCGAUCCAGGACAGAUUGUAACUCUCAACUCGUGUAGUUCAAUCAAUAUCAGAGGAAUAACUUUUAUGUUCAAGGUUAACGAAGAAGCAGUGAGACAAUUCGUGAAGAACAGUUCAAGGAGAAAGAGUGAGGACGACAAAUUCAGAUGGUGCGAAUAAAUUUUCUUAAUACCUUCUGCUCUACCACUCUCAGCAUAAUCUUAAUGACCCAUCAGCAUGAUUUAUGUCUCACCUGGUUUAGGAUUAGGAGUUUAGAUACCUAAUGCCAAUGAAUGAGUGAUCUCAUCGUAUCAGUGUUAAUGCCUUGAAGAAUAAACUAUGUAUAGAGUUUCCUAAGUAAGAACUUCAAACUAUAAUUUCACAAGUUAAAACUCAAACUAUAAUUUCCCUAA
This is a messenger RNA of Capsella rubella, 2093 nucleotides long. RefSeq lists its product as uncharacterized. The record is from RefSeq and is a predicted model, not a curated record. Lineage: Eukaryota; Viridiplantae; Streptophyta; Magnoliopsida; Brassicales; Brassicaceae. Gene Ontology annotation, biological process: positive regulation of transcription by RNA polymerase II. The transcript has 7 exons. Gene Ontology annotation, cellular component: NSL complex; MLL1 complex; Ino80 complex. Gene Ontology annotation, molecular function: protein binding; G-quadruplex RNA binding.